AAGGGAAGCCUGUGCACCCUGCAAGCUAGCCUGGCCCCACGCUCGCAAGGAGCAGCACCGCACAAACCUCCUCGGCAGAGAAAGGCCGCUGUGCCUUUCCAGGGGCAGAGCCGGAGGCGCGGCAGGGAGGAGGGGCGGGGCAGAGCAGAGAGACCGAGGAGGCGGGAAGGCGGCAGGGGCUGGCCACAGAGAAGGAGCAGGCAGGGCGAGAGGCUGCUGCGGCUGGGCUCGGCAUGGUGCUGCUGGUGGUGAUGGGAGUGAGCGGCUCGGGGAAAUCCACUGUUGGGUCACAUCUGGCAGCUAAGCUGGGAUGGAAAUUCUAUGAUGCUGAUGACUAUCAUCCUACAGAGAACACAAAGAAAAUGGCACAAGGAAUACCACUAAAUGACCAGGACAGGAUUCCAUGGCUUUGCAAAUUACAUGACAUAUUAAUGAGAGAAGAAUCAGCUGGACAAAGUGUGAUUCUGGCCUGUUCGGCUCUGAAGAAAAUGUAUAGACACAUAUUAGUAAGUGGACGGGAUGUUGUGUAUUCUAAGGGUGAUCAGCUAGAGGAACAAGGAGAUUCUGCCACAGGGAAGGUCCUUUUUAUCCAUUUGGAUGGAUCUAUGGAACUCAUCGCCAGACGCCUGGAGAAGAGGAGAGGACACUUUAUGGCACCCGAACUACUACAGUCUCAGUUUGAUACACUAGAGCCUCCGUCAGCACCAGAAAACUUUAUCACUGUGAGUCUGGAAAAGUCUGUUUCUGAAAUAGUGUCUGAAAUUGAGAAAUCUCUUCACUUAAAGAAAUGCUUUUCCAGAGCAGUCUCUGAAUUAGAUGCACGUUAAUACUUUUAACCAUGUCAUAUUUGUGGAACAGCAUUUUGCUUGCUUUCUCAAGUUAACCAGCAUGGUUUGCAGUAUUAGCUUCAUUGGCUUGACAUACUUUAAAGGGACUGGAACACUACUAUUACUGAUGUUUUCAUUAAGACCUGUUCAAAUCUGGAGAUACAGUUUUCAGAAGUGAAUGGUCUUUGCCUAACUCUUUGUUCAUUUAAAUCACAGGUGAAACUCCCAUUGGCUUUGAUAGAAACAGGAGCAGCUCAGCACCAAGUGCUUCUGACAAACCCACCCUAGGGAUUUAGACAGAACAUGAAAAUCUCAAUAAAUUUAGCUUUCACUUUUUUCCUGCCAAAACACAGAAAUUGGCCACAGUCAUCACUACUGAUAUUUAAGUGUUGAAUAGACACUUGAAAGGUGAACAUCCUUUUAAGAGGAGGCAGAGUUCUCUAAUAGUGCAGAGGGGCAGGAGCUGGGACAGCAGAGUUCAGGUCCUGACUCCACCAUUAGCUCCAUGCCUGAUCUGGAACAAGUCACAACCUCUCUGUCUGUGUCCUCAUCUGUGAAAAUAAUUGCCGACCUCACAGGGGUAUUGUGCGACUUCAUUGAUUCUGACUUAAACACCAUGAACUACUGUGGGAAAGAGAGGGCUAUGUAACUGCAAAGUAUUAUUCUACCUAAAUCUUUAACAAUAAACUAAGUAGCACUGUA
Messenger RNA from Caretta caretta (loggerhead turtle), 1529 nucleotides. It is a transcript of the gene IDNK, whose product is annotated as IDNK gluconokinase. The record is from RefSeq and is a predicted model, not a curated record. NCBI's taxonomy places the organism in Eukaryota, Metazoa, Chordata, Testudines, Cheloniidae. Gene Ontology annotation, cellular component: cytoplasm. Gene Ontology annotation, molecular function: gluconokinase activity.